AUGUUUCCUUUUCAUUUUCUCAGGUUCAACUACAGAUCCACGCAUCAUCUGGCCUCAAAUGGCUUCUACGAGUUCCUCAACUGGUUUGAUGAAAGAGCGUGGUAUCCUCUGGGCAGGAUCGUCGGCGGAACAGCUGAGGGCGAGUGGAGCGACCUUUGGGAGAGUCCAGGAGGUGGACCAGGACGAGUCUGGAGAGUCCCGGAGCUGGACCAGGACGAGUCUGGAGAGUCCCGGAGGUGGACCAGGACGAGUCUGGAGAGUCCCGGCGGUGGAUCAGGACGAGUCUGGAGAGUCCCGGAGGUGGACCAGGACGAGUCUGGAGAGUCCCGGAGGAGGAUCAGGACGAGUCUGGAGAGUCCCGGAGGAGGAUCAGGACGAGUCUGGAGAGUCCCGGAGCUGGACCAGGACGAGGGGAGUAGCGAGGAGACUGUACCGGGUUGGGUGGGGUUGGGUGGGGGGUGGGGUGGGGUGGGUGGGGUGGGGUGGGGUGGGGUGGGUAGAGUAGGGUGGGGUUGGGUGGGCUAG
Messenger RNA from Knipowitschia caucasica, 525 nucleotides. The record is from the annotation of a GenBank genome assembly. Lineage: Eukaryota; Metazoa; Chordata; Actinopteri; Gobiiformes; Gobiidae.